Molecule: messenger RNA, 837 nt
Organism: Lachancea sp. 'fantastica'
Lineage: Eukaryota; Fungi; Ascomycota; Saccharomycetes; Saccharomycetales; Saccharomycetaceae
Source: the annotation of a GenBank genome assembly
AUGUCGGAUCUUAAUAAGAUGGAAAGUCGAAAGAUCGAGUAUCGCGUGGAUGGGGAGUUUUUCAUUAUCACAUUUGUGGACCCCAAAGCACUCAAUUCGCUCUCUGGUACAGAUUAUCUAUAUCUGGCCCGUGUACUGCAGAUAGCCGACUCAAUGGAAUCAGUGAGCUUCACUUUGCUACAAAGCACUGGCCGUUUUUUCUCUGCUGGAGCCGAUAUUUCGCACAUAGCGCAAGUGCAAACCGCUGCAAACCAGGAACCCGGUGGAAUGCUUGGGAAAUGGCUUGCGGAAUUUGCCAGUCGAAAUGUCUUCGUGACUCACGUCUUCGCAACGCAUUCCAAAGUAUUGGUAUGCUGUCUGAACGGACCGGCCGUCGGACUCACCGCAGCGCUCGUAAUGCUUUGCGAUAUCGUUUACAGCAUGAACGACAACGUCUACCUCAUGUUCCCGUUCGCAAACCUGGCGCUGGUGACAGAAGGUGCUCUUUCCGUGACGUUGCCUCUUAAGCUCGGCUACAACGCGGCACACGAAAUCCUGAUGUUUGCCAAGCCCGUUACUUUCCAGCAACUUAUCGACAAAGUGAUUGUCCGCAACUACAUGCUUUCAGACGCCGAUACCUUCAAUACGAAAGUGCUUUCCGAUCUACGCGAAAAAACGGAGGGACUUCACCACGACAGCUUCAUUAAUAUGAAAGAACUGCUCAAGAGACCGCUUUUGUCGGAACUUAAGCGUGCCAACAUCGACGAAGUGGCCGAUGCUAUGAAAUACUGGGUCCAAAGUCUCCCACAGCAGCGGUUCCAGGAAAUAGGAUCGAAAAAACGCAAACACAAGUUUUGA